Ochlerotatus camptorhynchus is the source of this 588-nucleotide messenger RNA. Its product is annotated as histone H2A. Gene Ontology annotation, biological process: heterochromatin formation. NCBI's taxonomy places the organism in Eukaryota, Metazoa, Arthropoda, Insecta, Diptera, Culicidae. The transcript has a single exon. The record is from RefSeq and is a predicted model, not a curated record. Gene Ontology annotation, molecular function: protein heterodimerization activity; structural constituent of chromatin; DNA binding. Gene Ontology annotation, cellular component: chromatin; nucleosome. Bases 1 to 375 code for a protein of 124 amino acids.
AUGUCUGGACGUGGAAAAGGAGGCAAAGUCAAGGGAAAGGCAAAGUCCCGUUCGAGCCGCGCUGGAUUGCAGUUUCCAGUCGGUCGUAUUCACCGUCUACUCCGAAAGGGCAACUAUGCUGAGCGUGUUGGAGCCGGUGCUCCCGUCUACCUGGCUGCCGUGAUGGAGUAUCUGGCCGCUGAAGUUCUCGAGUUGGCAGGAAAUGCCGCUCGUGACAACAAGAAAACCCGAAUUAUCCCACGUCACCUGCAGUUGGCCAUCCGCAACGACGAAGAGCUGAACAAACUUCUUUCCGGAGUGACCAUCGCUCAGGGUGGUGUCCUGCCAAACAUCCAGGCCGUCCUGUUGCCCAAGAAGACCGAAAAGAAGGCCUAAAUUCGAUCGAAGUUUCCACCCUUUAACAAAAUCCGUCCUUUUCAGGACGACCAAUUUGAUGGUAAAGAGUUUCGUUUUCAAAACAGUUUCCUUCGUGGUGCGCAAGGAGUGAUAAAAUGAAUCCAUUAAAAACAUGGUUGAAUCUUUCUGUCAUGCUCUCCCUAGUUAAUCGAUAUCCUCAUCGAGUAAGUUCGAUGAUGGUUGAUUAGUGAA